This is a messenger RNA of Oncorhynchus nerka (sockeye salmon), 1795 nucleotides long. Its product is annotated as tyrosine-protein kinase SRK2-like. Gene Ontology annotation, cellular component: plasma membrane; signaling receptor complex. Gene Ontology annotation, biological process: protein phosphorylation; positive regulation of kinase activity; multicellular organism development. The record is from RefSeq and is a predicted model, not a curated record. Bases 612 to 1535 code for a protein of 307 amino acids. Lineage: Eukaryota; Metazoa; Chordata; Actinopteri; Salmoniformes; Salmonidae. Gene Ontology annotation, molecular function: ATP binding; transmembrane receptor protein tyrosine kinase activity. The transcript is spliced from 6 exons.
AUUCAUCCGAUAGCAUUGAGGAGUUUACCACAACAGUCGCAGGGUUCAUCAAUAAGGGCACAGACAAUGUCAUCUCCACAGUGACUAUACGAAAGUAUCCAAACCAAAAAUCAUUGAUUACAGACAAUAUCUGUUCUGGGCUAAAGGCUAGAGCUACCGCUUGCUUACAAGGAAUGGGACAUGGACGCAUGCAAGAAAGCCUGCUACGACCUCCGACUAGACAUCAAACAUGCAAAAGGAUACUAUAGUAGGAAGGUGGAAUCCUAUUACACCAGCUUCGAUGCUCGUCGUAUGCGGUAGGGCCUGCAGACGAUAAUGAAUUACAAAGGGAAACCCAGCCGUGAGUAACCCAGUAAUGCAGAACUCCCAAUCCAGCUGAAAGCCUUUUAUUCUCGCUUCGAGGAAUACAACACUGUGUCUAGCGUGAAAGACCCUGUUUUUCUGGAGGACUGUGUGAUCUCUCUCUCCGUGGCCGAUGUGAGCAAAACGUUUAAACAGGUUAACAAUCACACAAACGGAAUACCAGGGUGCGUUCUCAAAGCAUGAGCAGACCAGAGCUCCAAGGUUUGGAAUCUAUUCAGUAAUUCCAGGCAGAGAGGAGAAGAGUGAAGAUGCCAAUGUCUGGAGAAUUGUCCCUGUUCCUGCCCUUGGGUGGGGCGUUGGUGAUGGCGGCGGUCAUGCUGUUUAAUCUGAUUAGGCAGACUGUCUCUGCGGACCCCUGGGAGAUUAACCGCAGCUCUAUAAAACUGGGGAGGUGCCUGGGCGAAGGUUUCUUUGGAGUGGUCUAUGAAGGGCUCUAUAACAACACUCCAGUUGCAGUGAAGACCCUUAGACGUGGCACCAUGGACCCUGGGGACUUCCUAAAAGAGGCCCAGAUCAUGAAGACUAUGGAGCAUCCUAACCUCAUCCAGCUCUUGGCUGUCUGCACUGAAGAACCCAUCUACAUCAUCACUGAGCUAAUGAAGAACGGAAGUCUGCUGGAUUACCUGAAGGUCAGGGUUGGAAGGCUACGUUUAAAUGACCAGAUUGAGAUGGCAGCCCAAGUGGCUUCUGGGAUGGCUUAUCUGGAGAUGAAGAAAUACAUCCACAGGGACCUGGCAGCCAGGAAUGUGCUGGUUGGCGAGAACAACGUCUACAAGGUGGCUGACUUUGGCCUUGCCAGGGUCUUACAAGCCCCACCAAAGCUUUUGAAUCAGACCAACCUGUAUUAUAUACCUGUAGGGAAAGCGAUAUUCCCUUUGAGAUGGACGGCUCCUGAGGCCAUCGCCAACGAGAAGUUCACCAUCAAGUGUGACGUGUGGUCCUUCGGAAUCUUGCUGUAUGAGAUCAUGACCUUUGGGCAGAUGCCCUAUCCAAACAUGGACGACUCCGAGGUGAAACAGAGGGUUCCCGGUGGGUACAGGAUGCCUUGCCCUGUUGACCACUACUGUUCCCAAGACAUGUACAAGAUCAUGUUGGACUGCUGGAAGGAGAAUAAAAAUGACAGGCCCACUUUCAACGCUCUGAUAAUGAGUCUGAGGAACGUUAGAGGUUGAAGGUUUUAUGUAAUCACUCUUGAGUAUCGAUUAAAUAGCAGUAAUUAAAUGUUAGUCUUGUUUCUCAGCUCUGUCAUCUCUUUUUGAGGGUCUGGAAUGUUCCUUAGUGUUGUGUGUUACUGAAGACUAUCUUAAAGUGCUACCAUGACCACAUUGCUGAUUUUACUGACUGCGCUGGGAAGGGAUAAAAGUUGAUGUCAUCUCUGCUGUCUUCAGACAUGGUGUGUGCUUCCAAAUUAAACCUUUUCUUUCUGCCUUUA